GCUGAUAUUCAAGGAAAAAUUAGAUCCACAACAUACAUGGAACCUGAACAGAUAAGCAGUUUAAUUAACUCGCUACGGCAAAGUGCGACACAACGUCAAAAAUCUUGCAUCGAUUUUGACGACCCAUCCACAAUGACGGAUGCUGAUUAUUGGAAUCUUACUGGGUUGACGAAAGACCAAUUCUCAACUCUUAUCGGUGAUGUAGACGACAUACGGACAACAAAGACCAGGUCCAUUCGAACAUGCAUCGCAUUGCUCCUAGUCAAACUAAGAACUAGUUUAGGGAAUGCGCUGCUCAGCACUUUGUUCAACAUGACGAUUGCGCAGAGCUGGAUUCAGGAAGGUGAUGUGGUCGUAGUUGACAGAGGUUUCCGAGAUGCGUCGACUGUUCUCGAAGAACUUGGUGUAACUAUGCAGAUGCCAUCUUUUAUGCGAAAGGGGUCUACACAGCACACAAGCGAAGAGUCUAACAAGUCGAGGCUUGUGACGAAGAUACGAUGGGUUGUCGAGUCAACCAAUGGCAGACUCAAGACAUGGACAUAUUUAGCUAGGACAAUGCCAAACACCCAAGUGCCAUUUAUUGGUGACUAUGUGCGAAUUGUUGGAGCAAUCUGCAACCGCUUCAGACCGGCUCUAAGUAGCGGGGACUCCGAUCAAGACAAAAUAGUUGCAGAGAGAAUGUUGUAUUUGUCAGGGCAGAACAACGAUUUACAACAAUUCAUCUCUGACAACGACAUAGAAAAAAUAACCAAGGCAUCGUGGAAACCGAUGGACGAACUAGACAUAAACUGUCCAAUAAUGACCGAGGAUGAACUUAGAUGUCUAAUCUUUGGUGUAUACACAGUUAAGCUGGCGGCUUCUUAUACACAAGAGCACAUGUCAAGUGACGGAAUAUACUCAAUUCACGGUUAUGUGCACAAUAGGAGUUUGCUGUGCUUGAAGUUCCAAAGUCGGCAUGUGUCCCGAAAGCAAUACCGGUCUUACAUACGUUUUAAGGAGGGGUCAGUCGACGCAUGGUUUUGCAGCUGCCCAGUGGGAGCACGUGUAGUUGGAACAUGUGCGCACGUUACAAGUGCGCUGUGGUACCUUUGUUUCAGGCGACACCAAACUGAUCAACCGUCAGAUGGUCCGAGAAAUUGGGCUGCAGACAUUUCAGAUGCUGCUAACGUGUCAUAUUAAAUAUUAAGACGCGCUCUGAGACAUAGACAAAACAAGUCUUAAAAAUGUGUGUUCAUUUACAUCUAAUAAAGACAAAACAAGUCUUAAAAAUGUGUGUUCAUUUACAUCUGAUAAAGACAAAACAAGUCUAUAAAAUGUGUGUUCAUUUACAUCUGAUUAAGACAAAACAAGUCUAUCAAAUGUGUGUUCAUUUACAUCUGAUUAAGACAAAACAAGUCUAUAAAAUGUGUGCUGAAUGAUUUCUCUGAGAAAAAGGGGUUAAAUGCAUUAAUAGGCGUCAAGUGCGCAGUAGAGGGCGUUGUGUUUCUGACAAACACAUCUCUUGUUUAAAGAUGUGAAUGUAAGCAAUAUUACAAUUUGCAACAUUGAAAAUAUUUUAUACUGAUUGUUGAAAGUCGUGUAACUGACAUGUUUAUAAAAUUGACUGGUUUUAUUUUUUUGUUUUUUUGGUGACAAAUAUCAAUGGGCAUAAUAAUGUGUGGAUGGCAUGAUAGAAAAAAAUGUCAUUAUUGGAAGAAUGUGAACAUUUACCAGAUGAAAAUCGUUAGUAUAACAACGAUUGUAUAAACAUAAGCUUCAUACUAUCGCUAUAUUUAAAUCAGAUUUGGGUUUUUCCAAAAAUUGGAGAAUGUGAUUUGUCAACUACGGAAAAACUAAAACGUCAAAAAAGCCAUAUUUGACAAUUAUUAAUGGAAAAUUGUGAGGAAAUAAUAGGAUAAAUAGAAUAUUAUGUUAUUUUUGGAUAAAUAUCAAGUUUAUCAUGCUCGGCACGAACUAUGUUAGCGCUCGGCAUGCCUCGCGCUACAUCGGUUCUAAGCCUCGCAUGAUAAACUUGAUAUUUAUCCAAAACUCACAUAAUAUUCUCUAUAUGUACAAGGUUACGCGAUCAGGAUGUGCAUACGGAAUAUGUUAUUACAAUAGGUCAUGAUAUUACACCGUAUUUGUUGUUGUUUUAUUAAUAUUUUCGUUGUUACUUAUAAGAAUGUUCUAGUUUUAUUAUGAUGAUGCGAUUUAAAAAAAUGUUAUAAACAAUGUGUGAUUAUUUUGCGUAAAACAUUUAGCGAUAUGAAGAAAUAAUAAUAUCAUAUGACAUGUAAUAUGUUACUUUGAUUUAUGAACAUGAAUUAAAUCAUUUCUCACAUUGUG
Molecule: messenger RNA, 2325 nt
Organism: Dreissena polymorpha
Lineage: Eukaryota; Metazoa; Mollusca; Bivalvia; Myida; Dreissenidae
Exons: 5
Coding region: 37-1179 (380 amino acids)
Molecular function (GO): zinc ion binding
Source: RefSeq, a predicted model, not a curated record